Molecule: messenger RNA, 1563 nt
Organism: Venturia canescens
Lineage: Eukaryota; Metazoa; Arthropoda; Insecta; Hymenoptera; Ichneumonidae
Gene: Dhdds
Product: Dehydrodolichyl diphosphate synthase subunit
Exons: 6
Coding region: 284-1177 (297 amino acids)
Biological process (GO): polyprenol biosynthetic process
Cellular component (GO): dehydrodolichyl diphosphate synthase complex; endoplasmic reticulum
Molecular function (GO): ditrans,polycis-polyprenyl diphosphate synthase [(2E,6E)-farnesyl diphosphate specific] activity
Source: RefSeq, a predicted model, not a curated record
UUUCAAAACAGUGGAAAAAUUUGUAUAAAUGAGAUCAUAGUUUCGUUAUAUUCUAAUAUUUAUGUGACAUGUGAUGUGUGUUCAUACAUUGUUGCAUCAUUGUUCAGUGCAUACGCACAUAGUUGUGUGAACAUUUUCCCAAAUUCAAUGACUGACACACAUUUGAACGUCAUAAAAUGAACAAAAAAUUUUAAUUUAUAUAAGUAUCUUUUUCAGAGAUGUUACUCCGAAGAAUUCUGUAUGAUUGUGCUUUCUGUAAAUUUGACGAUUGGAGGAAUAGAAAAUGUCUUGGAUACGAGAAAAUACCUUGAAUAUUCUGCAGCAGUUAGCUGUAAAAAUAAUAAAAAGCGGUAGAGUUCCAAAACACAUAGCAUUUAUUAUGGAUGGAAACAGGCGUUAUGCUAACAAGUUACAAGUUCAAGGCCUUGAAGGUCACAACAAAGGAUUUGACAAACUUGCGGAAACCCUGCAGUGGUGUUUAGACCUUGGUAUAAGAGAAGUGACCGUGUAUGCAUUUAGCAUAGAAAAUUUCAAACGCAGUCAAGAAGAAGUAGAAGGCCUCAUGAAACUUGCAAAAGAAAAAUUCCAGAAACUUCUCGACGAGAGAGAUAAGCUCAUGGAGCGAGGAGUUCGUAUACGUAUCAUAGGAAAUUUAUCAAUGAUUCCGGAAGAUGUUCGAGAAGUGAUGGCUGAAGCUAUGCUAAUAACGAAAGAUAACGACAAAGCAAUACUCAAUAUAGCCUUUGCGUACACUUCCAGUGACGAAGUAACGGAAGCUAUAAAAGCGGUGGUAAAAGGCGUUAGAAACAACGAAAUCACAGCUGAGGAUAUAAGCGAAGAUUUGAUUUCCAAAAGUCUCUAUACGUACGACUCGCCGGAGCCUGAUCUUUUGAUUCGUAGUUCGGGAGAAGUCAGACUUAGUGAUUUUUUACUGUGGCAAAUAAGCUAUUCGUGUAUAUACUUCGCAGAAGCUUUAUGGCCCGAAUUCAGUAUAUGGGAUUUGCUAGGAGCUAUAUUUUACUACCAAAGAAAAUAUUCAAGUUUGCAAGCAAUGGCGAAAAAAGUGAAAAGUUCAAAACCGAUGUACGACAAUCGAGUAGCUUCUUACGUAAACAGAUUGCAAAGGGAGAGACACGAGUUGUUGGGUAGUAUAUGUUCUCCUCGAGUAAAAUCGUAAUGGACUCGACAUUAUGUGUAAAAUAAUAAACGUGGAAAAAGCCAAAAAGGGUCAAAACUGGAAUCUGAUGAAUGAAAGAGAAAAAAAUAUAUCUAUGUUUCCGAUCAGGCUGUUUUUUUCUUAUCGAUCUCAAGGUGUGUACUUUGUAUAUUCUUCCAUUAUUAUCUUCCGACUGAUUUGAAUGAGGGCAACUGAUAGCAAUAGAAAAUCAUGAAAAGUGACAAAAUACAGUCAAGCCAACUCGGAUAAAGUUUUUCCAUCCUUUUUUUCGUGCGUGUACAAACAUCAUUCCUGAAAUACGCUUUUAGACUAUUAAUUUAUUGUUUCAAAACAAUAUAUGUAUUUACAAUUUUGAAAAUAUUCAAUAAAAGAACACCAAAACAGUA